UUCCCUGAAGGCAAAGGAGCCAAGUUGCGAGAGUUACUGUGUUUUUUCCUACUUGAGCAAUCGGCAUAUACCAUUUGCAUGUGCCAUGUGCCAUCUUCUCGAAUGAUGCUCUGUCUGUUGAUCCUCAAUCUUCAAACCCACCUUCCUCCCAUAAUCUCAACAUCAAAAGCAUUCAUUUUUAAAAUCCCACUUACUUUUUCUUCUUUUCUUUAAUAAUAUUAAAAGAUUUGAUUGAUCAUCUGCACCACAACAAUAACAACAAUGGAGUCAUUGAUUCCCCCAGAAAUUCCCCUUUCCAGCCCCACGCAUGUAUUUGUCUCUCAAUCUCAUUAAAUUCUUGGCCUUUGUUGGACUCUUUGGUGUCUCUCUCUUCUUCUACUCUAUUCUCAUGGAAAUCCCUAAGGGAGCAGAAACAGCUACUGAUGUCGCCCAGAAGCACGUUUAUUCGGUUUGGGCGGUUCCACAGGAAGACGUGGCCGAGAGAAUCAAGAAAUUGAUGGACGGUCUAAGAUCGGAGUUCGGCGGGCCACAAUUCGAACCGCAUGUUACAGUAGUUGGGGCUAUUAGUUUGACGGAGCAGGAUGCGUUGGACAAGUUUCGAUCUGCCUCUGAUGGAGUCAAAGCUUAUACUGCCACCGUUGAUCGCGUCGUCACCGGAACUUUCUUUUAUCAGUGUGUUUAUUUACUCCUCCAUCCCACGCCAGAGGUAGUGGAAGCUAGUGAAAGCAGUAGUGGACAUUUCGGGUACAAGAGGUCUACUCCUUACAUGCCUCAUCUUAGUCUCUUAUAUGGAGAUCUAACAGAUGAUGAGAAGAAAAAUGCUGAAGAAAAGGCUAAUAUUCUCGACAACAGCAUCAACGGCUUGAGUUUCCAAAUAAACCGUCUUGCCCUGUGGAAAACAGACACAGCGGACCAAACCUUGAAAUCAUGGGAGAAGAUUGCAGAAUGCAACCUCAGCCCCAACUAGUUCUGCAUCUCUCUUAAUUCUUCCAAUUUGCAAUAAAAACUUACCAGGUGCUGUCCUCUUCUAAUUGCAAUUGACUGUAUGUAAAAGUGUGAUUAAUCUCUGUUCGUGCGAUACUGCGGUUGCAUAUGCAAUCAUACCACCAUUAUAUGUGAAGCUUUGCUCAGUAUCCCAGUAAUCCAACGCACUCGCACAGGAUUGCAAUUAUGCCUGCAAUAAGGAAUUCUGUAAUCAAAUGUUACUUCUCAUGGCAAUAUAAAAGGUUUCAUUUGGUCUGUGGUAGAGAAUGUGAAUAGAAUAAUUGUUUUAAUUGCUAAGUUUAAUAAAUGUUGCCCACCCUCGUAAGGGAUCAGGGUAAAGGACUUUGAGUUUAAUAUGUGAAACAACACAAACGUAUAUGACUGUGCUUUAAGUUUAAUUUUCCCACGUGAUCUUAUCUUCA
Molecule: messenger RNA, 1406 nt
Organism: Jatropha curcas
Lineage: Eukaryota; Viridiplantae; Streptophyta; Magnoliopsida; Malpighiales; Euphorbiaceae
Product: cyclic phosphodiesterase
Biological process (GO): cyclic nucleotide metabolic process
Molecular function (GO): 2',3'-cyclic-nucleotide 3'-phosphodiesterase activity
Source: RefSeq, a predicted model, not a curated record